Carica papaya (papaya) is the source of this 1377-nucleotide messenger RNA. RefSeq names its product photosystem II reaction center PSB29 protein (gene PSB29). NCBI's taxonomy places the organism in Eukaryota, Viridiplantae, Streptophyta, Magnoliopsida, Brassicales, Caricaceae. Gene Ontology annotation, biological process: protein import into chloroplast stroma; thylakoid membrane organization; photosynthesis. Gene Ontology annotation, cellular component: chloroplast thylakoid. The record is from RefSeq and is a predicted model, not a curated record.
CGGCUCUUUCUAAAUUCACAAAGAUCUCAUUUUUCCACACACCGGAUAAGCCCCCCUCUCUCCCACUCUCCUCUUCCUCUUCCUCUUUCUCUUCCUCUCCUAAAUUUUCUCUCACUUUCCCGAGAAAAUAAAAGUUUCAAAUGCUCGCCUCUCGACUGAUUUUCUCUCCUUCUCCACUAUGACAUAUAAACAAUAAAUUCCCCAAAAAAACUCUGUACUAGUAAUAACUACUAAUUAUUUCUCGCCUUCUCCUAAUACAUAUGCACAAUGGCUACAAUUGCUUCUCUGUCUUUCUCUGCAAUUGGUAAAUCUGAGAGAAAACGCAAUGUCCUCUCAACUCCUGCUUUAGCUUCAAAUAUUGAGGGAUUUCGUGCGCGUGCAAACUUCUCCUGCCAGUAUAUUGGUGUCAGAGCUUCGAAUUCCACCUCGCGGCUUGUUGUUCAUUGCAUGUCUACUGCUUCCGUGUCAGAUCUACCUACUGUAUCUGAGACCAAGUUGAACUUUUUACAAGCAUAUAAGCGACCAAUCCCUAGUAUCUACAACACCGUAUUGCAGGAAUUGCUUGUGCAGCAACAUUUGAUGAGAUACAAAAGGACAUAUCGUUAUGACCCUGUGUUUGCCCUGGGCUUUGUUACUGUGUAUGAUCAACUCAUGGAAGGAUAUCCGAGUGAUGAGGACCGUGAUGCCAUUUUCCAAGCAUACAUAAAGGCACUGAAGGAAGACCCAGAACAAUACAGAAUUGAUGCACAAAAGUUGGAAGAUUGGGCACGGGCUCAGACUGCCAGUUCAUUGGUUGAGUUUUCGUCAAGAGACGGAGAAGUGGAGGGAAAUAUUAAAGGAUAUUGCAGAAAGAGCUGGGAGUAAGAGAAGCUUCAGCUACAGCCGUUUCUUUGCAGUUGGGGAUGUUUCGUCUACUUGAGCUUGCAAAACGCAAACUGAACCAACUGUGCUAGAACAGCUUUGUACUGCUUUAAAUAUCAACAAAAGAAGUGUGGAUCGCGAUCUUGAUGUAUACCGCAACUUGCUUUCAAAGCUUGUUCAAGCCAAAGAGUUGCUAAAGGAGUAUGUAGACAGGGAGAAGAAAAAGAGGGAAGAAAGAGCAGAGUCACAGCAAGCUAAUGAGGCUAUCACUAAAUGUUUGGGAGAAUUCCAAUAUUCACGCUAGUUGGCAGUAGACAAGUGCUAGUGGCUCCUUGUGAAUCUUCAAUCCUGUAUCAUGAGGUACACUUUACCAUCACCAUGUUUAUAUGUUUAUUUCCCUGCAACUAAGACAAUUUUCUUCCAUUUUUUCUAAAAAUAUAUUUUUUGUGCAUUAAUUUUGUUUUGAAAUACAUAUGGUUCAACAUUCUCCAAGGAAAUCCAAAAUAAGUUCAUUUA